AUUAGCAUUGAUUUAUUGGCAUGUUUACUUUGCCAAAGCUGUACCUGCGUUUAACUGAAUCCUUGCAUAAAUGUUUGCGCUCAUAGAACAGGCUAACAGGUUUGGGGACUAACGGAUUAGUAAUCUGUUACCAGCAAAAAUAUUGUAACCAGAUUAGAUACUUUUGAAAAACUAGAUGAUUACUUCAAGGAUUACUUUUAAAUUCAGAAAGGAUGUUUGCAAAAAACAAUCUUUGACACUUGUUUUCUCAAUAACAUCCAAAUCAGCAUUGAAAAAAGGCACACAUUUAAGUUUGUUCCACCUGAGCGAGUCUGACCACAAAUCAGAGACCACUAUGAUGACACGAAAUGUGUUUGAUCGAUCGCGGGAGAAGAGCGGGAAUAGGCUUUUGUGGGCUACAGUCCGAUGUAUGUCUUCCAAUGGUGCGACUGAUGUCAGCAUCCAAAGAUUAUCCAAUUUGAAUAAACGCUUGGAGAACUCAGGGGAACUCCUCCAGAAACAGCAGCAUAAAGAAGUAGGCUAACUCAGGAGUGAGAAUGAUGGGUGAGACACCAGUCAGGGAGGAUGGCACAGUUACAAGGUCAGCUGAGUAUGUUGGCUCUUUUCACGUGGACGACUGCUGUUUGGACGAUCAGAUGCAGCAGUUGCACACACAGCUAAAGUCUCUCAAAACAUGCAAGAAAAGGAGGUCUGUGUCCCUUAAAUUUUCCAUCAAAGGGGUGAAGAUGUAUGAUGAAGAUGAGACGACCCUCCUCAUGGCCCAUGCUCUACGAAGGGUCUCCCUUUCCACUGCCCACCCCUUGGAAGCCCAGUUCGCCUUUGUUUCCCACAACCCCGGCAGCCCUGAUGCCCAGCUAUACUGCCACCUUUUCAAGGCUAGGCAUGCCAGAGCAGCCCAGUUCCUGAACCUGUUGCUGUGCCGCUGUUUCCAGCUGUCCUACCUGGCAAAGCACCCAGAGGAGGCGCAGGAUGAGUCUGUCGGCCCACUGCCCAGCCGUGCCCCCUCCCUCCUCAACCAGGGCUUCCCUCUCAGUGUCAGUGCCCUUGUGUCAUUCCGAAGGGCCCCCACUCAGGGCUUACUCCCAGGGGGAAAGGUCUUCCCAUUGAAGAACAACGGAACAACAACUGAGGAACAACCAAGCAGCCAAGAGGAGGUCUUCACCUCCUCUCCUUCCCUGGUGCGCAAGAGAGCCAUCCGCAACAAAGUACUGCGCUCAGGGGCCUAUCGCUCCUUCACUUACAGCCCUCACAAACAACGUCACCUCCAGGAUCAGCUAAACUCUCCAGAAGGAAAGGGGCAGGACAAAAUGCCAGCGAGGAGAGCCCGGGCCCCGAGCCUUGCUGAAACAGAAGAAGCUCUGGCUCAAGCAGUGUGGUGUUGGGCUGGCAUUGCCACUGACAGCAGCUCCUCCCUGCUUGCAGAGGAUGUCCUGGGGUCGUACCUACUGUGCCCCCAUCCUAAGAGACCUGGCUGUGGCUCUCUCAUAAUUCGUUUCUCUUCUGGACUGGUCACCCACCUAAUAGACAACACCUCCAACGGCAAAUACCUGCUCGAGAACUGCCACAUAGAAUUUAGCACCAUUGCUGCCUUGAUAGAGCACUGCACCGAUAUCAAGGGGGAGCUGGACUGUCUGCUGAGUUGUGCCCGUGUGAACCACUGCUAUGAGUGGGAGGAGAACGUUGCUAAGGCACUGCCUUUAGCCUUACACCAAGGCCUCAAAAGAAAGAAUGCAAAAUAUACCCAGAGGAAACAAUGGGUUUAAAAGUAAUUUCUGAUCAUUGGAUUGAUCGAUGUAUCUCAUUCUCUAAAAGACACUGACCAUAUGUUACACUGACACCUUAAAUAUAAUAUAAUGAAUUAACUUGCAUGCUUCACUUUUGUUAUUGUUUUCAGAUUUCUGAUAGAAACACAACUCUAACUAUCAAAUUUACUUCCAGCAGGUGAAUUGUGAUAAGUAGAGUAGCAUUUUCAUACUUAAGCUCUGGGAUGUAGGGUUGUUUUAAUGUCAAAAAGCUAUGUGUGUUUGAGUAUAUUCUUCUGUUUUUUAGCUGCACCUACUUUACUUCACCUACGUUUGAAUUAUAUUAUUUUAAUACAUUUUAAUUACAAUAUUUUAAAACGUAGGAAUAUUAUGUGUGUGUUUGUAUAGACUAAAUAGGGACAUUUUUUAUAGAUUUUGCAGACUAAGGUUUUUUUGUACAUUAACUCUGACUCAUGUUAAGCUGUCUUUUUGAAUUUGUGUUUUUCACUGCCGUCUUUUAAAGUGUUCUGUGAGAACUAGCAGCAUUUCUUCAUUUUGAUUACAGAUAAAUGUACUUGCUGAACGAAA
Salvelinus fontinalis (brook trout) is the source of this 2330-nucleotide messenger RNA. RefSeq names its product SH2 domain-containing protein 5-like. Gene Ontology annotation, cellular component: postsynaptic density. The transcript is spliced from 10 exons. The record is from RefSeq and is a predicted model, not a curated record. Bases 537 to 1763 code for a protein of 408 amino acids. Lineage: Eukaryota; Metazoa; Chordata; Actinopteri; Salmoniformes; Salmonidae.